AUGGAGAAGGAAAACCAAACCAGCAUCACAGAAUUCCUCCUCCUGGGACUAUCCGACCGGGUGGAGCAGCAGCAGCUCCUCUUCGUGCUGUUCCUCUGGUUGUACCUUCUCGGCGUUGUGGGGAGCCUGCUCAUCGUCCUGGCCAUCGGCUCUGACCCACACCUGCACACUCCCAUGUACUUCUUCCUCACCAACCUCUCCCUAGCCAACAUCUGCUUCCUGUCCACCAUGGUCCCCAAGAUGCUGGUCAACAUUCAGACCCACAUCAAAUCCAUAGCCUACACUGGCUGCCUGGCGCAAAUGUACUUCUUCCUUCUAUUUGGAGGCCUGGACCACUUUCUCCUCACUGGGAUGGCAUAUGACCGUUACGAGGCCAUAUGCCACCCCCUCCACUACACCACCAUCAUGAGCCCACGGCUCUGUAGCCUACUGGUUGCUGGAUCUUGGAUCGUCAGUUCCCUCCAUGCCCUGACACACACCCUAUUAGUUACUCGGUUAAGAUCCCCCGGCCCCAUGGAGGGGGGAAACCAAACCAGCAUCACAGAAUUUCUCCUCCUGGGACUGUCCAACCAGAUGGAGCUGCGGCAGCUCGUCUUCAUGCUGUUUCUCUGGAUGUACCUGCUCGGGGUCCUGGGGAGCCUGCUCAUCGUCCUGGCCAUCGGCUCUGACCCGCACCUGCACAACCCCAUGUACUUCUUCCUCACCAACCUGUCCCUGGUCGACAUCUGUCUCCUGUCCACCACGGUCCCCAAGAUGCUGGUCAACAUACAGACCCACAAGAAAUCUAUAUCCUACACUGGCUGCCUGGCCCAAACGUAUUUCAUCAUUCUGUUAGGAGGUCUGGACCACUUUCUCCUCACCGCUAUGGCAUAUGACCGCUACGUGGCCAUAUGCCACCCCCUCCACUACACCACCAUCAUGAGCCCACGACUCUGUACUCUGGUGGUUGCUGGCUUCUUCUGUGAACUUUAUGAGGUCCUAAAGCUUUCCUGUUCUAGUAUCGUCAUCAACGAAGUAAUGAUUCUUGUCCUUGCAGUAGUGAUUGGGGUAGGUCCCCUCACCGGGCUCCUGUCCUCUUACAUUCGCAUUAUCUCCACCAUAUUGAGAAUCCCAUCUGCAGGGGGAAGGUGGAAAGCUUUCAGAACCUGUGGUUCUCACCUGUCCGUGGUUUCUUUAUUCUACAGCACCACUCUUGGGAUCUACCUUUGUCCACCAUCUACCCAAACAUUCAGUAAAGGUACGAUAGCGUCUGUGCUGUAUACAGUGGUCACCCCCACAAUGAAUCCCUUCAUCUACAGCCUAAGGAACAAGAACAUGAAAGAGGCCCUGAGAAAUGUGUUCAAUAGAAAAAGUGUCUUCUUUCGAGUAUUCUGA
Messenger RNA from Tachyglossus aculeatus (Australian echidna), 1374 nucleotides. Its product is annotated as olfactory receptor-like protein OLF4. Lineage: Eukaryota; Metazoa; Chordata; Mammalia; Monotremata; Tachyglossidae. The transcript is spliced from 4 exons. Gene Ontology annotation, molecular function: olfactory receptor activity; G protein-coupled receptor activity. The coding region runs from base 1 to 1374 and encodes 457 amino acids. Gene Ontology annotation, cellular component: membrane. Gene Ontology annotation, biological process: G protein-coupled receptor signaling pathway. The record is from RefSeq and is a predicted model, not a curated record.